Molecule: messenger RNA, 6624 nt
Organism: Crotalus tigris (Tiger rattlesnake)
Lineage: Eukaryota; Metazoa; Chordata; Lepidosauria; Squamata; Viperidae
Product: lebercilin-like protein
Exons: 11
Coding region: 4769-6205 (478 amino acids)
Biological process (GO): intraciliary transport
Cellular component (GO): axoneme
Source: RefSeq, a predicted model, not a curated record
AGAAACCUGCCCCAAAAUCCGGUUUCUUGGAAAAUACACUGUAAUUGGCCUUAAAGAGAGUUAUGUGACAGUGUGGGAGGGAAACAGCAUCAGAACUCUGGAAUUGGGCUGUAAGUAAUUUGGGAGGAGCAUCAGAUCUCUGAAUGCAAAGCAACUGUUUGUUAAGUGAGCAAUGUGUCAGCCUAGGCCGAAGCCACCAGAACUAACAGUGAAUGCAUGUAAGCAGGGUAGAGAAAAGCCAGGAAAAAGAACCAAGGCAAAAAGGAAAGAACAAAAGUUUGGCCUAAGCACAUAGCAAGCCCCUCCCCACAUUUGGCAACCAAGGAGUUGGGCCUGCAUGGGUUAAGCCUCUCCCAUCAACACUGAGGGAUCAAAAGAGGUCCUGAGGCCUGCCCAGACUUUGGGGUCAUUUUUGGAUCAGGACUUGGCAGCUUCUGUCCCUCUGGCUAAUGUCAAGCAGCCUAGUUGUAGAUGUGGGUGGGUUUUGGAAGGCAUUAACCAGAUCGGGUUAAUACAACAAGAUUUAUUGCAACAGAAAACAGAACUGACUUAACCAGCAGAAUGACGGCUAUUUAUACUUGCUGCCUCUAGGCGACGACCAAUCAAUUCAAACGGUGUUUUCCCAUUCAAACUUGAACUUAACUUUUCCCUCCAAAACAGUUAGAGGAUUACCAAGUGAAGAGAUUUACCCAAAGGUAGCAAAAAAAUCCAAUAUGAAAAUAUAGAAAAACAGAAGAAGAGGAGAGAAAGGCAAUGGUUGCACUUAUUGAAAGAAGAGUUUGAUAAUUUAAAGACAGAACCAAAAUUUCUUCCUACACAUCAUGUUCAGUCAAAAGAAAACAAUUUGGUAGAUGUUGCAGUGGAAAAAUAGGAAAUCGAAGAAGAUAAAUAGUCAAAAGAAGCUCUUUGUAACAAAUUAACAAUAGUAAUACAAAAAUAUAGAAUUUCAUCUAAAUUUAAAAAACAAUAUGCAUUUUCUAAGGCCACUGAAAUUUUGCAUCAAGGUUUGGAUUUUUUGAUAGUAGUUAUUACAUAGUUUUAUUUAAUGUUUAAUAGUAGUUUCUACAGUUAUUGUUGUAAGUUCAUUUGAUCAUUCAGUACAGUUCAAGGUGGCUAUUUUCAACACAGAUACAUGUCUGAAUAAAUUCUCUUAGUUCAGCUAGUCCCUUGUCCUUCCCCCCACACAAGUUGAUUGGCUCUCGGGGUUUUCUAGAACAGAUGAACCAGGAGACGAAUGGUUUGUGAGAGCAUCUGUUGCAAGAGACUUCACCUAUUUUUCACUAUAGAUUGACACGUUGUGAGGGGAUAAUGGGGUGCCCAAGAGGAGGAUUGGUAAGACAAAAACUGGUCUUGACAGUUUUUUCUUAAAUCAGGGCAUUCAAGGAUCUAUCGUCCUUACUCUUCAGUUCCGAAGAAAAUUCUCCAGCAUGUAAAACCCUAAAAGAUAUGUUCUACAUUGCCUUAAAAAAAGAAAAGGACAAUAUGAUUUUCAAUCCACUUCCAUAUUCUCCUUGGUUUCUAAAUAAAAAAUAUAUACUUUCUAAGUAAAAAAUAGAUACUUCAAAUUCUACAGAAGAUUCAUACUUUUCAGAGUCGAUGGUACUAGUAAUCAAUCUCUCUGAGACCAAAGAAAGGAUGACUGCUCUUUCAUUCCUUGACACAGUUGAACUGGUAGAAGAAAAAGAAUAUAGAGGAUUAAAUCACAGACUUUACAGAAAUUCUUGGAGAAACAUUAGUCAUUAAGGCCAGGAGAGCAACCUUUGCCCAUACUGUUAUUUUGUCAGCACAAGUCAAACCCAUUUGAUGGCACCCAAUUAAUUAAUUGAGAAUCAGUUUGGUGUACCAGUUAAGGUAUCCAUAAGGAAACCAGUAGAUUCUUCUAGUUCUGCUUUGGGCAAGAAGGUAGCUGGGUGACCUUGAGCCAGUCAUUUCUCUCAGUCCAAAGAAGGAGGCAAUGGCAAAACAUUUCUGAAAGUCCUUGCAAGAAAACUACAGGGAUUCUCCAGGAGAUCUCCGAGAAUUGGAAAUAAUUGGGUGAAAUAAAAAUAAAAGUUAUAGCUUUCCUGAUAGGAGGACAUUCCAGUAAAUCUUCUUUAAGCAUGUGUCUACCUGUCCUCACCUGAAACUUGAAUCAGCCAGAGGCUGAGGCACCCCAAGUAUGGGCUUAGGUAAUCUACUACUAGAGUGUUUUUGUGGUUGCGCACGAGGAGUGCUUGUUUCGGGUUGAGGGUAAGCAAAGGUAGCAACAGUUAAGGGGAAGCAAAAACACAUGGAAGAUAAAGGCCUGGUAGAAGAGCUCCUCCUAGGGACACAGAAAAUGGAGCAGCUAUUUUCCCCCUCCAAGUUGAAUUGUGCUGUCAACUUCUGUUAUGUCCAGCUUCCAGUCAGCAAAGUAGGCAUUUGUACCACUGAAGCAUUAUCCAUGGACAUUAUUGUGUUACUCGCUGAAACGUACGAUUCUCAUAAUACAUUUUCCUAUGUCACUCGUAUUUAAUUAAAUGACUAAAGAACUGAAAUCAGAAAUAGCCCAAAAUGUUAAUGUUUAUAAAUAUUGUACAACAAAGGAAUAUUUAGAAACUAAUUUUUAUGCAUUUCAUUUCUCCUUUCUAUUUUGUCUGUUUGUGUGUGUUAUCUGCAUGUCCAUGUUUUUAAAAUGUGUAGAAAAAAGGAUAAUCUUGAAUGUUGGGGAGUUUCUGAAUGAGCAAGGAAUAACUUGCUACUUUUUUGACCUUGAUUUAUCAAGAACACCUUUUCUCUCUAUUAUGUUUUCCAAAAGUAGCUGGGUGAAAGCUUGAGCAAGGGAUUGGGAUAGAAGUCCUCUAAGGUCCCUUUUUUCUAUUAUUUGAAUGUCAGUCCAGGCAUUCUGUGAAACGUAAUACUAUUAUUUUAGUCUUUUUUGCUCCGUGAAAGAACUCAGAGCUCUGGAGGCAUAAUAAACACAUCAAUUCUUUAAGAAGUGAAUAAUAUAAUGCAAGGGACCAAAAUUGUGCUGAUCUUUUUUGGUACAGAAUCAGAGCAAAUAACUUUUAAACGGGUUAGAUGAAGCCUUAAAAAAAUCUUGACAUCAUACAUUGUUUUCUUGUCUGACUUCAGUGCCAUUUUGUUUGGGAAAUAUAAAGUAUAAUUCAGUCUUCCCUGCCAUUGGUGGAACGAUGGCUUCUGAUGAUGCAUCCCUUCAUCAUACCGUCAAAGAGAAGAAGACAUGUGGAUAAUGUAGAGAAAGUGGAAGCUCAAGUGAUUCUCCAGAUAGGCUUAGUAAGAGGAUCAAAAUCAGUAAAGGCAGUAACUGUAGCAAAAGUUCCAGCCAGUCUGGAAGUGCUCAACUUCACUGUUCCAAUGACUUUAGUGAUAAUGCUUCAAGAACGGCUGUCAUGGCAGCAACAACAGCAUUUGUUCAGAAGAGAACAACUGUGGAACUUCUCUAAACUUCUAUUACCACGAUUUUCCUUCAGAUUCCUCUGAAACCUCCACAAGCAAAGAGGGUGGCAGCUUCACCAACCCGUUGCUCCAGCAGCCAGAAACUACAGAACAGAACUUACCAGAGAAGAAAAAGGGAAACCAUCUCCAUGCAAAAGGAGGUAAAAUAUUGCCUAAAAAGAAACCUCAGCAGAAGACCACAUUUAUGACAGACCAUAACAUGGCUUGCCAUCUAUUGUCAGCAAGAGACCAUGAGAUUAAAGAACUGAAAAAUGAACUUGCUGUUCUGCGGAAUAAAUUGGAGACAUUUACUGUGGAAUAUAAAAUCUUGAAGCAUCUUCCGUCUCAACAUUUAAAAGCAAUUAAUAAACAUAAAAAUGCAGAGAUUAACCUGCCUGAUCUUUUGGCCACGCAGUCUAAUGAAGUGCUGACUCUGAGAUCACUUCUCAGGACAUCUCAGGAACAAGAGCGCAGGGCUUCCAACAAGCUGAGAGAGGUUCAGGCAGAACUCUUAAAAACAAGGGACGCCUUGCGGGCGUUGCAGAAAUUUUCUGAAGACAAUUAACAUCAUAUAUCCAAAAAUUGGAAGCCAGUGAUAAGAGAAUCCAGGUAACGUGCAAGUUACAUUGCUUAGAACAACGUAGCUGGGCUCUGGGAGAGCCCUAUGAAGAAAUGCUUUAAGCUGACUUGCUUCAGCAUGCAGUAGGGACCGUUCCCUACAGGCACCAUCCUCAAGUCUCCAAGAUUCCUUUGAUAUUGAAAUUAACAGAAAACCUGCUCAAGGAGGAACAUCAAUUUUGCACAUACAAAAUUUAGAAACAAGAACAACUUCCUCAAAGCUCUAGUUUCCAAUGAAAUCUAUUUUUUUCAGAUUCUUAAAUUGUUAUCCAGCAAUUAGAGACAUAGAUGUGCUGCAUUUGGUUUCCCACUUCAGUUCUUUGGGAGUUUCUUAUUUGCUGGAAGAGAUAAUAAUUUCAAAUGUCAUUGGUAGAAUUGUGGCUUGUUGCACAGUCAGCCAGAUGUCCAGACUGGAUUUGAAUUUUCAUCCACCUAUCCAGUCCUUCUCAAGGACCUGGCAGAGGCAUUAUUACUAUGCUUCAGCACACAGUCAGCCAGAUGUUAUACUGGAUGUGGCUUUUUAUCACCUACCAAGACCUUCGGAACGGCCUGGGGUAAGCAGCUUUGCCUUACAAGUCCCAUGAUGCUCAGAGAAGAAGUUCUCUAGUUGCCAUGGUAGCAAAGAUCUAAACAUCAACUUCUCUGCCAACGAAGCCCAAGAACCGGGUAAGGAGGUAAAAUAUUGCCUAAAAAGAAACGUCAGCAGAAGACCACAUUGACGACUGACCAUAACAUGGCUUCCCAUCUACUGUUAGCAACAGAUCACAACAUUAAAGAACUGAAAAAUGAAGUGGCUGUUCUGCGGAAUAAACUGGAGACAUUUACUAUGGAAAAUAAAACCUUGAAGCGUCUUCAGUCACAACAUUUAAAAGCAAUUAGUAAACAUGAAAAUGCAGAGAUUAACCUGCCUGAUCUUUUGGCCACGCAAUCUAAUGAAGUGCUGACUCUGAGAUCGCUUCUCAGGACAUCUCAGGAAAAAGAGCGCAGGGCUUCCAACAAGCUGAGAGAGGUUGAGGCAGAACUGUUAAAAAUAACGGACGCCUUGCGGGCGUUGCAGAAACUUUUUGAAGAGAAGAAACUUGAAGACAGAGAAGACCUAAAGCGUAAAUUAACAUCAUAUACCCAAAAAUUGGAAGCCAGUGAUAAGAGAAUCCAGGAUCUAGAAAAGCAGAUGUCGUUGAAUACUACUUCCUUUAAUCAUCAGUUAGCAGUUGCGAUGAAAAUGACAACUGAAGCUCAGUCAAGCACCGCAAAUUUACAACUAGAAAUCGAGUCGCUGAAGCUGAAACUUAAGGAAAGAGAAAGAGAACUAAGCAUAACAAAUAUUUAUGCACACCGGAUGGGUAAAAGUCAGUCAGAGAAAGCUGAUUCCUGUUUUUCUCCAAAAGUUGUUAAAGUCAGCAAAGCUAUCCAGGUAAAUAUCAGCCUAAAACCCAGGACUCUUGGGAAGGGUGAGCCUGAAGGAAGUCAAAUGACCUUCCACGAGGAAUUGAAAGCCAACAUUGAACCUGAAACAGGAGUUCAUCUCCCUGAAAUAUUACCUGUGCACAACAUUUCAAAUGGGACAUUCAUGGAAUUACAAAGUGAAGAGAUCGGAUCAAGGAUAGAAGAAAACAUCCAGUAUGAAAAGAGAGAAAGACAGAAGAGCAGGAGAGAAAGGCAAGGGUUGGACUUAUUUGAAGAAGAGUUUAAUAAAGUAAAAGCUGAACCAUCAUUUUUUCCUACACCUCAAGUUAUGCCUAAAGUAAACAAUUUGGAAUAUGUUGCCAUGGCAAAAGAGGAAAACAAAGCAGAUAAGGAGGCAAAAGAAGCUAUUUGUGAGGAAGUAAUAACAGCAAUACCAAGGCAUAGACCAUCUACCUUGAAAAAACACUAUGUAUUUACAGAAGCCACUGAAAAUUUGCAUCAGGGAUAUCCCUCAACUGGUCCCUUAGUCAAACCAAGGAUGCCAUGCAGUGGAAGACCAAGAAAUCGGCAACAGGGUGAAUUAACCCACUUUUGGGAAGAUCCUGUCACCAAUUAUGAGCCCUCAUUUGCUAAAUUUCCAAACGAAAGACCAAAGGACAAGACUUCAACUCCCGGUGAAGAAACCACACCAAAGAUACUGCCAGAAAAGAAAAGGCUUCUGUUGGAAAAACUGUUUGGUCCAAAUAACAUAUUUAGCAAAUGAUGGCUUGCAUUAUGUUAUUCCUAUCAAGUGGAUAGACAUUAGAUAAUGGACACCAGACAGUAUUAGAACUAAGACAGAUUAAAUAGUGGGUAGUAUUAGGGUAUAUUAGAUAACAGAUAUUAGAUAGUAUUAGAACUAAGCGAUGUUAGAUAGUAGAUAUUAGUAUUAGAACUAGGAUAUAUUAUAAUAGUGGAUAUUUAUAUUAGAACUAGGAUAUAUUAUAAUAGUGGAUAUUUAUAUUAGAACUAGGAUAUAUUACGUAGGGGAUAUUAGUACUAGAAUUAGAACAUAUUAGAUAGUAGAUAUUACAUAGAAUUAGAACUAAGCAAUAUUAGGUAUUAGAUAUUAAUGUUAGAAUUAGAAUAUUUUAUUAAUAUAAUAGAUUAGAAUAGAAUUAGAAUAUUUUAUUAAUAUAAUAG